GACAAAAUAGUAAAUAGUGGUUAUGUUAUAUAUUUUUUGCAUUAUACUGUCUACUUCUUUAUAUCAUGCUUUGGAAGUCAAUUGUUUAGAUUCCCCAAUUGUAACGGAAAGUGGAUCUGUGAUGUCGAAACAUAAGUCACUAUUUUAUAUUAUUCAAAAUACAAGUGAAGCACCAAAUUUAAAGUCCAAUAUUUUUGACAAAAUGUUGUCUAACGAAAUGUUAUCUAUAAAGCAGCAGAUUUACGAAAAGAGUGAAACCAACCUCUCACCAGUAUACAUUACUUUUAAAAACAGUAUAGCUACACCAACGCUGGAGUUGAAACAGCUAUGGCCUUUAGAACAAUUUAAUACUCAGCCAGAGACUAAACACGAAAACGAAGAUAUCAACAAAAAAACACAAUUGUAUACUGAUAAUGAUAGCAGUAAAUUAAACAAUAGCUUAAAAAGCAAAGUUCUGGGAGUAAGAAGUUUUUCUGAGCUUCCUGUUAAGCAUUUAGAAACCUCAAAUAAUAAUCAAUAUGCUCAACGUCAGUGUUCUUGUAUGAAUACGAAUUCCCAUACAACAUGCAGCUUUCGAUGCUCCGAACAUAGAAAGAAAACGUGUACUCAAAUCAAAAACUUUGUUACUGAAUAUCCUCAAUGUACAAAAAACAUAAUACCAUUUUCUUACUAUCCAUACUAUGUGUAUUCAACAUUGUUUUUGGGAGUUACAACAGAUUCUUCAGUAAUUUAUUAUCAUCCUGCUGUAAUUAACGAACUAAAACUACCAAAGCACAAAUAUUCGAAAAUUAGAAAACCGUCUGUUGAUAAUUUAUAUAAAGAAGAAAAUGACUAUAAAGAACAAAAUGAUUAUCAAUAUGAAAAUGAAUAUUUGGAAAACGAAAGUUCAGACGGAGAGAAUCAUGAGAAAACGAGCUACUCCAAUCAGAAAUAUGAGAAAACUAAAACUGACAGACCACAUAAAGAGGCAGAUAAAGUAAGGGACAGUUAUUUACAUGUUGUAGAUAAAGAUAAAUUCAUAGCAGACGUGGUGGAAGAUUUGAAAGUGUACUAUAGUGAUGCGGUUAUAAAAGAUUGCUACUGUUCACUAUCAUCUUUUACGUUCAGAACUGAAAGCUUCAUUGUUUUUAUACCAAUGUUAAUAAUAAUAUGUUGGCCCGGCACUUACUUAGUCGCAUCAUCACUUACCAGGCGUGAUUACAGUUAA
Pararge aegeria (speckled wood butterfly) is the source of this 1207-nucleotide messenger RNA. RefSeq lists its product as uncharacterized. Bases 23 to 1207 code for a protein of 394 amino acids. Lineage: Eukaryota; Metazoa; Arthropoda; Insecta; Lepidoptera; Nymphalidae. The record is from RefSeq and is a predicted model, not a curated record. The transcript is spliced from 4 exons.